AUGGAAGUCGUUCUUGAGCCUGUCCUCUCCGAACUCGUUAAGGGGUUGUUUAAGAUAUUGAGGUCCAAUGAAGUGCGGGACUUUGCCCGGCAACUUGUCGGAGGGGUAGAUUCAGAGAUCAAAGAGCUGGAGAACAAGUUGCAGAUGGUUGAAGACCUUCUUCGCAAAGCAGAAGACAGGCAGCUGAUGGGUAAACGAGUCAAACAGUGGCUUGACAAUCUUCAACAUUGGGCUCAUGAUGCGGAGGACUUACUGGAUGAGUUUGCCUACGAAGCUUUGCGACACAAACGCAAGGCAGAACACCAGGCUAGCUCCAGCAGAGGAUUUAGCUGUCUCCCUGCUUCUUUCUCUAGUCCUUUGUUAGCUGUCCAGAUGGGGUGCAAGAUCAAAAGAAUCAAUAGCCGGUUGGAACAACUCUGUGGGAAAAGAUCAGAAGAACUUAAGUUGCUGGAGCUUUCUGGACUGCCACCAACUAACGUCUCUGCACCGCAAAAACCAGAGGAAACUUCAAGCGUCCCACCUGAACAAGUUGUUUAUGGCAGAAAUGAAGAUGAAGCCGAACUAUUGAAAAUGGUGAAAAGCGGUACCAACUUUCAAGUGAUAGCAGUUGUCGGCAUGGGAGGGAUCGGCAAAACGACAAUUGCUCGGGUUGUGUACAACCACAAGGAGUUGGAAGAUUUCAAGUUUGAGAAAAAAGCGUGGGUGUGUGUUUCAACCACAACCACCUUUGACGUUCUCAAAAUCUCAAAGGAACUUCUUCAGCAAGUCUCAUCCUUUGAUCCAAAUAAUUAUAAUUUGAAUGAAGUGCAAGUUAAGUUGAAAGAGGCAGUAAGUGGAAAGCAAUUCUUGAUAGUAUUAGACGAUAUUUGGAAGGUGGAGUACAAGAAAUGGGAACAGCUCAUGUCUCCUUUCACAGCUGGUGCACCUGGAAGCACGAUGAUUGUGACAACACGCGAUACAGAUGUUGCACAAGAAAUAAGAUGCCCUCAUUAUAAAUUAAGGCCUUUAUCCGACGAAGCUUGUUGGUCUUUGUUUGAGGAGCAUGCAUUUGGGACUGGUGCAGCUGCUGUUCCUAAUCAAAUUUCGGAUUCAAUUUACAAGAGAGUUGUUGAAAGGUGUGGCGGCCUACCACUGGCAGCAAAGACCCUCGGUGGUCUUCUACGUUUUAAGCAGAGCGAUUCAUGGGAAAAUAUAUUGGAAAGCAAAAUAUGGAGUAUAUCUGAUGAAAGUGAUCACAUUCUCUCGACAUUAAAGCUAAGCUAUCAUUAUCUUCCUUCGAAUCUAAAAAGAUGUUUUGGCUAUUGUGCAAUUUUUCCUCAGGAUUACGAAUUUGAGGAGAAGGAACUUGCACUUUUAUGGAUUGCGGAAGGUAUUGUUCAACCAUCAAAUAAGCAACUGGAUGAGGCAAGUGAGUGUUUUCACAAAUUAUGUUCAAGGUCGCUUUUCCAACAGUUGAGUAGUGAUAGCUCUAAAUAUGUUAUGCAUGAUUGUGUUCAUGAACUUGCUCAAUGGGCUUUUGAAGGAAUCAGUUUUAGAUCUGAAGAAAAUAUUAUUGAGCUACCGGAAAAGGGUAUCAAAUCUUUCAUUUACCUGACUCAAUUGGAGAUAUGA
Messenger RNA from Mangifera indica (mango), 1611 nucleotides. Its product is annotated as putative disease resistance RPP13-like protein 1. The record is from RefSeq and is a predicted model, not a curated record. Gene Ontology annotation, biological process: defense response to other organism. The coding region runs from base 1 to 1611 and encodes 536 amino acids. The transcript has 2 exons. Gene Ontology annotation, molecular function: ADP binding. Lineage: Eukaryota; Viridiplantae; Streptophyta; Magnoliopsida; Sapindales; Anacardiaceae.